AUGUCGGCCAAAGGCAAGGGCGGUCGCGCGAAGAAGUCCGGAAAGAGCAGCAGCAAGUCUGCCAAGGCCGGUCUUCAGUUCCCUGUGGGAAGAAUCGGACGCUACUUGAAGAAGGGAAGAUUCGCGAAGCGUGUCGGUGCGGGUGCGCCUGUGUACAUGGCCGCCGUUCUCGAAUACCUUUGCGCUGAGAUCCUCGAGUUGGCGGGCAACGCCGCACGUGACCACAAGAAGACGAGAAUCAUUCCUCGUCACAUCCAGCUGGCCGUUCGCAACGACGAGGAACUGAGCAAGUUCCUCGGCGGUGUGACCAUCGCCAGCGGUGGUGUCAUGCCCAACGUCCACUCUGUGCUCCUCCCCAAGAAGAGCAAGAAGUCUCAGUAA
Messenger RNA from Neospora caninum, 381 nucleotides. Its product is annotated as Histone H2A, related. The record is from RefSeq and is a predicted model, not a curated record. Bases 1 to 381 code for a protein of 126 amino acids. Gene Ontology annotation, molecular function: DNA binding; protein heterodimerization activity; structural constituent of chromatin. Lineage: Eukaryota; Apicomplexa; Conoidasida; Eucoccidiorida; Sarcocystidae. The transcript has a single exon. Gene Ontology annotation, cellular component: nucleosome.